This is a messenger RNA of Xiphias gladius (swordfish), 1905 nucleotides long. RefSeq names its product calcium-binding mitochondrial carrier protein SCaMC-1-like. The transcript has 10 exons. The coding region runs from base 444 to 1871 and encodes 475 amino acids. Gene Ontology annotation, biological process: transmembrane transport. Gene Ontology annotation, cellular component: mitochondrial inner membrane. Gene Ontology annotation, molecular function: ATP transmembrane transporter activity; calcium ion binding. The record is from RefSeq and is a predicted model, not a curated record. NCBI's taxonomy places the organism in Eukaryota, Metazoa, Chordata, Actinopteri, Istiophoriformes, Xiphiidae.
UUCCUCUAAAUGAGGAGAUUAAAUUUCCUUUAUAAUGCACCAGCACGUACCACGCGGAGCAAGCGUAAAGUGACAGAUGAUGAAGUGCAUUAUUAAAAGCAUACAACGGAUUAGGCCUAUGCUUAAUCCAGGGGUUGUUUUUUUCCCACCACUUUCCUAUUUUACCAUCUCUCGUGCGUUUCCGCAGAAAAAGUCCAGAAGCUACGUGCCCUCCUCGCUCCGCCCUCCAUUACUGCAGUUUCCCUGAAACGCUGCGGACUACACUUUUACACGGACCGGUCUGCAAAAUCCAGUGACUGGACGCGCGGUUUUCAUCGCGAACGACGAGCUCGUGUCAGGAUUAGAGCGGGGACAGAUCUCUGAAUGGUGCUCAGUAUGGAUUAAUAAUCCCGUCCUGACUGCAGGUCGGCUCGUUUGGACGCUGCUUCCACCUCAGCCCUACAAUGUAUAAAACGUUACGGACGUCUUUACUAUCAAAUGCCCGGUGCUGGGAUGCAGAGAGUGAGAGGUCAUACCAGGACCUGUUUGACAGGCUCGAUACCAACAGAGAUGGGAAGGUGGAUGUAGCUGAAUUGCGAGCGGGCCUCAAGGCAAUGGGCAUAUUCCGCCAGGGUGCUGCACAGAAAAUUGUGUUGUCUGGUGACCAGAACAAGGAUGGGAGUCUGGACUUUAACGAGUUUACCCGGUAUCUGAAAGGGCACGAGAAGAAGCUGUGGCUGACAUUUAAGAGUUUGGACCGAAACAACGAUGGGCGCAUUGAUGCCUCAGAGAUCCAGCAGAGCCUUGCAGAGCUGGGCAUGGAUGUCAGCAGAGAGGAUGCCCUGAAAAUCUUACAGAGUAUGGACAUUGAUGGCACCAUGAUGGUGGACUGGAAUGAGUGGAGAGAACACUUCCUGUUAUACCCUGCCCACAACCUGGAAGAGAUCAUACGCUACUGGAAACAUUCCUCGGUGCUGGACAUAGGUGACAGCCUUGCCAUCCCUGAUGAAUUCACUGAAGAAGAGAAGAGCUCAGGUGGCUGGUGGAAGCAGCUUUUUGCUGGCGCAGUAGCGGGGGCCAUCUCUCGCACUGGUACUGCCCCUCUGGACAGGAUGAAGGUCUUGAUGCAGGUUCACUCCUCUAAGACCAACAAGAUAAGCCUGGUAGGGGGCUUUAAACAGAUGAUCAUAGAAGGAGGUCUAACUUCACUGUGGAGGGGAAAUGGAAUCAAUGUUUUAAAGAUUGCACCUGAGACAGCAAUCAAAUUUAUGUCAUAUGAACAAUAUAAGAAGUUGUUAUCAUCAGAGGGCAAAAAGAUUGAGACACACAAGAGGUUUAUGGCUGGCUCUCUGGCUGGGGCCACAGCCCAGACAGCCAUCUACCCCAUGGAGGUAUUGAAAACUCGACUGACCCUGAGAAAGACUGGCCAGUAUUCAGGAUUGUUUGACUGUGCCAAGAAGAUCCUGAGGAAGGAGGGUGUUAUAGCUUUCUACAAGGGCUACAUUCCAAACUUACUGGGCAUCAUUCCCUACGCCGGGAUAGACCUCGCUGUUUAUGAGAGUCUAAAGAACACUUGGUUGUCGUACUACGCCAAAGACUCAGCUAACCCUGGAGUUCUGGUGUUGCUGGGCUGUGGGACCAUCUCUAGUACCUGUGGCCAGCUGGCUAGCUAUCCACUCGCACUUGUACGCACACGGAUGCAGGCACAAGCGUCUCUGGAUGCAUCAGACCAGCCCUCUAUGAGUUCUCUGAUGAAGAAGAUUGUAGCCAAAGAUGGUUUUACCGGACUCUACCGCGGAAUCCUGCCAAACUUUAUGAAAGUCAUUCCUGCUGUCAGCAUUAGCUAUGUGGUUUACGAGUACAUGAAAACUGGCUUAGGAAUCUCCAAAUGAUAGUGCAAGCAAAUAAAAAAGAACAUUUACUGUA